AUGGAGACCGAAGACACCUCCUUUUUAAAGGACCCAGAGCUGCUCUCAGGGGCGCUGAUAGACGUGGCCAAACACCUGGGCAACCUGACGUUCAGAGUCUGGGAGAAGAUGCUGGGGAUGGUGCAGUACACUCCUGUGAUGAUGGACCCCAACACUGCAAAGGCCUAUCUCUCUCUCUGUGAUGAUCUGACCACUGUGAGAUACACAGGUACAGCGCAGAACUGUCCUGACAACCCAGAGAGAUUUAACAACUAUUUGUUGGUGCUGGGAUCUGAGGGGUUCACCUCAGGGAAACACAGCUGGGAGGUGAAGGUUGGGAAUAAACGUGAGUGGGAUGUAGGAGUGGUGAAAGAGUCCAUCAACAGGAAGGGAGAUAUAACAUACAGCCCAGAGGAUGGAUUCUGGGUCAUAGCGCUGAGGAAUGGUGAUAAGUACAGAGCAGCAGGAGGUACUGACCUCACACUGAAGAGGAAACCCCAGAGCAUCAGGGUGCAGCUGGACUAUGACAGGGGGGAGGUG
Molecule: messenger RNA, 519 nt
Organism: Conger conger (European conger)
Lineage: Eukaryota; Metazoa; Chordata; Actinopteri; Anguilliformes; Congridae
Product: zinc-binding protein A33-like
Exons: 3
Molecular function (GO): protein binding
Source: RefSeq, a predicted model, not a curated record